ACCUUUAAUUUGGUUUGCCAAAAACGCCAAAAAAACCACCAGAAGAAGAAUGUUUGUUUAUGUCGUUGCUGUUGAAAACGUCUACUCUGUAUAAAUCAGUGGCCAAACCUGCUUUCUGUCCGAUUCCCGUCUUCAUUUUGUAAGACGGAGGACGUAUCCACGCGGAGACGCGCUCGCCUCACUGAUUGGCUGAUCCUCUGCCUCAUUUGCAUAUGACGCUCAGACAUAAAUACGGAACUCUUGGUGUAGAAAGAAGCUAUUUCUGCUGCGCAACACGGACCAGAGAUUCGCUCUUACACGCUGUUUCUCGCAACAAUGUCGAUGACAGUGAAAGCAUACGUUAUCGGCAAGGACGACUGCCACAAGGAGAUCCGCCGCUUCGGCGUGGAUCAGGACGUAUCAACAAGUUUUGAGUAUUUGAAGCAAAAAGUGCUGGAUGUUUUUGUCGGUCUCAGGAAUGCGUCCUUUCAGAUGUACUACAAAGAUGAAGAUGGUGACCUAAUUGCUUUCUCCUCUGAUGAUGAGCUAAUGAUGGGGUUGUCUCUUGUGAAGAAUGACACCUUCCGUCUCUACAUCAAGCAAAAAAAGGAGCACAAACAUGAUUCCUCACCUCACGGGAGCUUUGGGUUCUCAUUCAGCCCGCCUCAUGGAGCCCCCCACUUUAGCCCCCCAGGUUUUAAUCAUAUGGGUCCUCCUCCAAUGGGACCCCAAGCACCUCCUCAUAUGGGUCCUCCUCCACAUCAUCACCCUCCUCCUCCAAUGGGACCCCAAGCACCUCCUCAUAUGGGUCCUCCUCCCCAUCAUCACCCUCCUCCUCCACAGUUCCAUCAGAUGCCGCACCCAGGGGUGACCUGUAAGGGGUGCGAUGGGCCAGUAACUGGAACACGUUUCAAGUGCACCAUUUGCCCUAAUUAUGACUUGUGCUCCUCCUGCCAGAGCACAGGCCUCCACAAGGAGCACAUUCUCCUGCCCAUCUUUCACCCGAUCCCCGACAUGUCUGAGUGGUUCCCUCAUGGGAAGUUUUGGCCCAAGAUGAGACCCUGCAGGUGGGCAAAUGCUCAGGCUCAGGGCUCCAACCAGGCUCAUGCUUAUGCUCAGGCCUCAAGCCAGGCUCAGCCAGGUCUGUCUAGAGCCCAGCAAAACGAGGAUGCUUCUGAAAACAUGGAGGAGAACGGUGGUACUGCCUCUUCACAGGCUAAUAUGGAGUACCUGAAGAACAUUGGAGUGGGAGUGGCGGCCAUAUUGAACCCCUUUGGCAUAGAUGUGGACAUCGACGUUGAGCAUGAUGGGAAGCAGACCAAAUUUACAGCAAGUCAUCCUGCCUCCAGUGGGCCACGUAGUGCUCGGAGUGAGAGCGGCUCCAGUGGCUCUGGUCCAGGAAGUCAGCCCACUGAAGAGAGCAACAGUGAGGGAACAAAGAAACAACAAGGAAGUGAUGAGGAAUGGACUCAUCUCUGCUCUAAAGAGGUGGACCCAUCCACAGGAGAGCUUCAGUCUCUCAGGAUGGAGGUGGAUGGGACUGAUCCUUCAGACCUGCCAAGUACAGACUCCAGCACAAGCACCUCGCAGGGUCCCAGUGGUCUGCGUGAGGCAGCUCUCUACCCACACCUUCCUCAAGAUGCAGACCCCAAGCUGGUGGAGUCUCUUUCUCAGAUGCUCUCCAUGGGCUUCACCGAUGAGGGUGGAUGGCUGACCAGACUGCUCCACACUAAGGAUUUCGACAUCGGAGCUGCCCUGGAUGCCAUCCAGUACUCCAAACCCGGCUCACAGAAGUAGAGAAGGAGCGCGGGAAUCCAGAAGACCUGGGCCAUACCUAACGCUGUUUGAAACCUCUGGCCUAUUUUCUAUUAACGGUCUUUGCAUACUUU
This is a messenger RNA of Carassius auratus (goldfish), 1868 nucleotides long. RefSeq names its product sequestosome-1-like. Gene Ontology annotation, biological process: mitophagy; aggrephagy; endosome organization. The transcript has 9 exons. Lineage: Eukaryota; Metazoa; Chordata; Actinopteri; Cypriniformes; Cyprinidae. The record is from RefSeq and is a predicted model, not a curated record. Gene Ontology annotation, cellular component: aggresome; amphisome. Bases 316 to 1776 code for a protein of 486 amino acids. Gene Ontology annotation, molecular function: protein kinase C binding; zinc ion binding; K63-linked polyubiquitin modification-dependent protein binding.